Molecule: messenger RNA, 460 nt
Organism: Eutrema salsugineum
Lineage: Eukaryota; Viridiplantae; Streptophyta; Magnoliopsida; Brassicales; Brassicaceae
Exons: 2
Coding region: 20-322 (100 amino acids)
Source: RefSeq, a predicted model, not a curated record
UGAGAAAGGGAAGAAGACGAUGCAGAGCUUAACAUCAAACGAAGUAGCGGGUUUCGCAGUUGGGGCUCUGCUUCUCGGUGCCACCAUCGCUGCUCCAAAAGUUGACGCUUUCAUUGCCGCUGCUCAGAGAAGAUCUCUUGGGAUGUGCAGGAAAUGUGGAGAUCUAAAGAGUAUAGCAUGUGGCCGCUGCAAAGGGACGGGAUCGAUCAAAUCAGGAGAGGGGAUCUUUGGAUUCGGUGACUCGUCAAACGCAAGAUCAGUCACCUGUGAUAAUUGCCAAGCCAAAGGUUGUUUCCCUUGUCCCGAGUGCUCAAAAUCUUGAGCCUGUUUCGGUAUUUUAUAGAUGAUGCCUCAAGACUAAAAACUAUUUGUUUCAUCUUCCUGACCUUAUGAUAUACGUAAUCAGUCCAAUUUGUAAUGUUACAGUUGAAGCAUGUCUAGUCUAAUUUGUUUGAUAAGA